AGAAUUGGCGGGAAGAAUUCUACUCCUCUAUAUAUACCUUCUGCGUCAUUUCUAUCACUAAAAACUUCAAAGCUUAACUUAUUCCUUUCUUCAGUUCCAGGCGUUUCUAUCUCUCCAAAACCCAAAAGAAUCCCCCACAAAAAUGGCGAAGAAAAAGAAAUCUAGGGUUUCCGACGAAUCAACAGCUGAACAAGGCGAAUCGGAACAACAUCAAGAAGACGCCAAGAUGGACGAAGAUGAGGGUUCUUGUUCGCAGACGAACCUUUACGAGGUUCUUGGUGUGGAAAGCACUGCAUCUCAACAGGAAAUUAGAAAGGCGUACCACAAGUUGGCGUUGCGACUCCAUCCUGAUAAGAACCCCGGUGAUAAGGAAGCGAAUGAGAAAUUUCAACAGCUCCAGAAGGUGAUGUCCAUUCUUGGUGAUGAGGAGAAAAGAGCCCUUUAUGAUCAGACCGGAGUUGUCGAUGAUGAUGAUCUUACCGGUGAUCUAGCUCAGAAUUUGCAGAACUUCUUCAGAUCCAUGUACAAAGAGGUCACUGUGGCUGAUAUUGAAAAGUUUGAAGCAAACUACAGGGGAUCUGAUACUGAGAAAAACGAUUUGAUCAACCUCUACAAGAAGUGCAAGGGUAACAUGGCAAGGCUCUUUUGUUCAAUGCUAUGUUCAGACCCUAAGCUGGACUCUCAUCGAUUCAAGGAUAUUCUUGAUGAAGCAAUAGCUGCAGGAGAUCUGAAGGAGUUUAAAUCCUACAAGAAAUGGGCUAAGGAGGUAUCUGAAAUUAAACCACCUACAAGCCCUUUGAAGCGAAGAAAGACGUCUGGAAAAAAGAAGGCAGAUUCUGAUCUAUAUGCAAUGAUAUCUCAGCGACGAAGUGAGAGGAAGGACAAAUUUGAUUCAAUGUUUAGCUCUUUGGUGGAGAAGUACGGGGGGCAAAGUACUUCAGAACCAACAGAGGAAGAGUUUGAAGCUGCACAGAAAAAAUUAGUGAGCAAAGUGUCGUCAAAGAAAUCUCGAAAGAAGUAGCAUGGCAAGUUUGAACCCAAAGAAAAGUUUAGUUUUUGUAAAACAGACGGGGUGUGCAGUUAGUACUGAUUUAUACUUGUUUCUAGUACUGUUUCUGUUAGUGGAACUUGUUAGUAAUGUAUGUUCUUGUUCUA
Messenger RNA from Spinacia oleracea (spinach), 1155 nucleotides. Its product is annotated as chaperone protein dnaJ 6. The coding region runs from base 143 to 1021 and encodes 292 amino acids. The transcript is spliced from 8 exons. Lineage: Eukaryota; Viridiplantae; Streptophyta; Magnoliopsida; Caryophyllales; Amaranthaceae. The record is from RefSeq and is a predicted model, not a curated record.